This is a messenger RNA of Equus caballus (horse), 471 nucleotides long. The record is from RefSeq and is a predicted model, not a curated record. Lineage: Eukaryota; Metazoa; Chordata; Mammalia; Perissodactyla; Equidae.
AUGACCAACACAAAGAGAAAGAGGAGAGACACCCAUUAUGUGUUCUCUAGGCCUUUUAGAAAACAUGGAGUUGUUCCUUUGGCCAUAUACAUGCGAAUCUACAGGAAAGGUGAUAUCGUAGACAUCAAGGGAACGGGCAGUGUUCAAAAAGGAAUGCCCCACAAAUGUUACCAUGGCAAAACUGGAAGAGCCUACAAGGUUACCCAGCAUGUUGUUGGCACUGUUGUAAACAAACAAGUUCAGGACAAGAUUCCUGCCAAGAGAAUUAAUAUACGUAUUGAGCAUAUUUACAUAUUGAAGAGCCAAGAUAGCUUCCUGAAGCAUGUGAAGGAAAAUGAUCAGAAAAAGAAGGAAGUCAAAGAGAAAGGUACUUGGGUUCAACUGAAGUGCCAGCUUGCUCCUCUCAGAGAAGCACAAUUUGUGAGAACCAAUGGAAAGGAGCCUGAGCUGCUGGAACCCCUGUCCCAAUGA